Molecule: messenger RNA, 877 nt
Organism: Guillardia theta CCMP2712
Lineage: Eukaryota; Cryptophyceae; Pyrenomonadales; Geminigeraceae
Exons: 2
Coding region: 21-569 (182 amino acids)
Source: RefSeq, a predicted model, not a curated record
CUCCGUCAAGCCAAGAGGACAUGCAGCUCGUCAGCGAGCUGUCAGCAGUCAUCGAAGAUGCAGCUUCUUUGAACGAGGCGGGGACGAGCGAGCCGAUCAAGCUGGUCCUGGACAAGGCCGUUGGCAACCUCCACGACACCUUCUACUCUCCGGGGAGCCUGGAGUUCAUGUCGCUGGGAGAGUGGGCGAAGAUGCCAGAGGAGCAGGGAGUUGGGCGCAACGUUCUCAAGGAGAAGCUGGGGAAGUGGCUGCAGAGCAAGCGCUGGACUCGCGUGCAAGGAGAGAGCAAGAAGGCAAGGAGGGGCAGCGCGUUCUCGCCACGGGCAACGGCAGCUGCUGAGCUUGAGCAGGAGGCGGAGAGCGACGACAUAGAGCGUCGAUCUCUUAGCUUCCUGUUCAUAGCACUGAGUAAAUUCGCAGAGAUGCAUGUGCUGGCCUGCUCGCUGAAGGUGGACAAGAAGGACCGACUGCGGGUGGAGAUGAGGGAAGAUGGCGAAGAAGAGGAAGACAUGGAGGAAGAGCAAGGCGAGGGCGAGGAAGAAGACGGGGCGAGCCCGUACCGAGCUUGAGCUGAGCUCAAGGUAAGUAGAGAAGGUGGAGGCGACCGAAGGCCAAGGUGAGAAGAGGCAACUCUUCUGACUGAAGCUGAGGAAGCUGAAUGGAGGAGGAGUAGGUGGCGACCGAAGGCCAAGGUGAGGAGAGGCAACUCUUCUGACUGAGGCUGAGGAAGCUGAAUGGAGGUAGAGUAGGUGGCGACCGAAGGCCAAGGUGAGGAGAGGCAACUCUCCUGACUGAGGCUGAGGAAGCCAAGAGAAGACAGCAGAAGUAGAGAGUAGAAAGACGCCUCAGAAGCAGGGUCUAGCAUUCUAAUAAACUC